UUUGGUCGUCGUCACGGCGGCGCGGCGGCGAGCCCCCCUCGGUUUCCAUCGUCUUUGUCGCGUCGUGCCUCUCGUCGUCGUGGUCGUCCUCGUCUCUUCGUUCGCGGUACGUUUCGUUUUCGUUCCCCUUUCGAAAGAAAAAUCCACUCGGUUUCCCCGUCAAUCACACAUACACACACACACACACACACACACUUACGGAGCUAGGAGUGGCAAUAUAGGCGACAGACGAGAACAACACAGGGCAGGGACAGAGAAGAGGAUCAAUCGUAUGGAGAUCGGAUAAAGAGCCGCUAGGUGGGAGAUCCAUGUGUAUAUGCGAGCGCCCGUAGAAGCGUGACAGGUUACGAACAAAUCCAUCUCGGUGGUGGUGGUCGAAAGUGGGAGAGACCGAAAACGGGAGGAAGAGAAAAGAAAAAGAGGACGGAAGGAAGGAAAAAGGAGGGAGAGAGUGUGUGCUCUGUGUAUGUGUGUAUGUGUGUGUGUGUGUGUGUAUAGUAGCGGUAGAAUGAAGCAUCGUGGCGACGAGGAGUAGGGUGACGACGGGCGAGUAGCGAGCAAGGUGGACGGACGCGCGCGGGGCGGUCAGGUAAACGUUUGAACGCGACGGCGGUGGCGGUGGCGGCGGCGGACCACCGCACGUUACGGGCCCGUACAAAAAGAAACCGUCAGUCGAGCGCGACCGCGUGCACAGGAAACUGUCCCCCACGGGGUAGAGAGAUAUUCGGCCAACCUACGAGGACGACGACAACGACGACUAAGCUGGAUUCUCCUUCCUCUUUUUCCCUCGCUGUCCGCUCCUUUAUCAUUCCUCCUUCCGUCGUCCGUUUCUAUACCCCUCUGUACUCCCCUUUUUCUCUUCGCCUUCCCCGUCCGUCGUGUCUGUGUAAUACUACGCGCCCGCGACGACCACGGAGAGAAGGAGGAGGAGGAGGAAGAAGACGCGUGUCGCCGAUGAAGAAAACUGGCGACGAGCACCAGUCAUCAUUCUUACUCGCGUUCACUCGCUUCUAACAGCGGCGGCGAGAGCGAGUCGAACCGUCGUUUUCGUCAGUUUCGCGAUACACGGCGAACGAACGAGACACGCGCGAUCAUCGUCGCCGGGAAUACACACCGUAACACGAGAAGGAGGAACCAGGACGACACAACGGCGGCCUUAUCUUCCGCGUUCACGUAGACGAACGACCACGGCGUGUUCCCUUUUGUAUGUACCACGGUCGGUCAGGUGACAAGAGGAAAAUAAAACGGGACCCUGGGACGGGAGAGAUUUUCCGUGAGUUCGGGGGGUGAAGAAGCCGGUAACCUCGGUGUUGCGAGACGCCCGUCAGACAAAGAAAAAGAAGAAGACAGUCGGUGAAGGGAACAGAAGAAGAGGGAACGACGCGUAAACGCAGAGCUGAGCCAAGAUGACGACUAUAGUGGCGGAUCUGGUGCACGGGUACAGGGACCUCAUGGAUAACAAAUCCGAUCCCAGGGUGGGGCAUUGGGCGAUGAUGAGCAGCCCCUUACCGACGAUGGCGAUAUGCGUGUCCUACGCUUACUUCAGCAGGGUUCUGGGACCGAAGAUAAUGGAGAACAAGAAGCCCUUCAACCUCCGGCAGGUUCUGAUAGUGUACAACUUGGUACAGACGAUAUUCUCCUCGUGGAUCUUCUACGAGUACUUGAUGAGUGGCUGGGCGAAAGGAUACAGCUUCCGGUGCCAGCCGGUCGACUACUCGAACAGCCCCAUGGCGCUCAGAAUGGCGGAGACGUGUUGGUGGUAUUACAUCAGCAAGUUCACGGAGUUCUUCGAUACCCUCUUUUUCAUCCUGAGGAAGAAGAAUCAGCACGUGUCGACUCUUCACGUGAUCCACCACGGGAUAAUGCCGUUCUCCGUGUGGAUGGGGAUGAAGUUCGCGCCAGGUGGCCAUAGCACUUUCUUCGCCCUCUUGAACACUUUUGUUCACAUAAUAAUGUACUUCUACUAUAUGGUGGCUGCGAUGGGCCCUCAAUAUCAGAAGUACAUCUGGUGGAAGAAGUACCUGACUACUUUGCAAAUGGUGCAAUUCGUGAUGAUCAUGAGUCACCAGUUCCAGCUGCUGUUCACGGAGUGCAACUAUCCGCGUGGCUUCAUGAUCUGGAUCGGUCUGCACGGCGUGCUCUUCCUCGGUCUGUUCUCGGACUUCUACAAAGCGAAAUACGUGGACAAAUCGAAGAGGAAAUCGUCGAGGCACAGCUCGCAGAACGGCUCCACCGGCGGCGGUGGUCUAUGCAUGCCCGUGCUCGAGGACUCGAAACCGCGGCAGAACGGUGUCUCGUCGUACGCGACGAUCUACAACAAGGAGUACAACAGCUGUUACAGCAACGGAACCAACAACGGUUACGUGGCGAACAACAACACGGAGAAGAAGCUCGCUUAGGACAGUUCGCGUAUGGUCGCUGCAGAGAAGCUCGGGACAACACCGAAUCGAUUGCAGCACGAUACAUAUUUAAAUCCGUUACACGGUUCGAACUCUCGGCGACGACGCUCGACGGCUGCGACGACGACGAUCCUGACGCGACGGUGGCGGCGCUCGCGUCAUUCAGCUUCUUGAUUGCUCCGCCAGGGGGGCACGACUGGCGCUCACGUCGCGGAGCUUCUCGAAUGCCCGCGAGGGGGCGUGGUCGACGCGAGGAGGGACAAGAAAAUGGCCGUUUGCCGCCACCAUGCCAGUGUCUGCUGUUGUUGUGUUGUUCAAGCGCGCGUUCAUUGUCGUCGUCGUCGUCGUUGUCGACGAGAGAACCAAGUCGCAGCAUGCGUUCGAUAACCGGCUAACGCUUCUUCGAGGAACACUCACAUAUACGUUUCAUUUUGUAUACUAUCUGCUGUCCACCGAGAGCGAUCGUCGCCUCUCAUAUCCGUAUGGGAGUGGAAGGGUGGGGCGCUGGUGGGUGUGGGGGGGGGGGUUGUUACACGUAAGAACUCUAAUUAUCGAUAAAUUAAUCAAUCGUCACCCGCGGGAUAAGGGGCUCGUGUCCGUUGCACACUUCUUGUAUAUUGAUUGCCGCGUGUACACGUGUGUCAUGUACACCACAUAAAAUCGCAUUUACUGGUCCGCAACGGGCUUGCGGACGACCACGUUUACAGACGGCCUCCCGGAGUUACGGCGAUUUUCUUCCUGGGCCAGACGCCGCGUCGUCGGGCCCCGGAUCACGACCGACGAUGACGAAGAACGACGGAGAAACGCGAGACGGAGAGCCGGAGCAACAACCAGGCGGACAAGAUUAAAACGCGCACACACACACACACCACGAGAUCAGUAAAUUUUAGUAAUGGUCAAGAACCGGAUCCCCUCGUUGUGGAACCGGAUAACGAUCCUCUCUCUUUUUCUCUCUCUUUCUCUGUUUUCUCUACGCCGCUAUUGUGUUUGUGGAUAUACUUGCGGAUCGCGGGGGUAUUCUCGCGUGGAGAUCGUUUUGUCGGAGGUUCUGUCGUGAUUUGUGACGAGGCCAUUUUCGUACGGGACGCACCGGAGAACAGGAUCGAUCUCCGAAUGUUUCUUUAGGGGUGUGCGGGUAGCUAAACGUUUCCGGAUCGUCGGACCCGACAGAGGGUUUCGAAUGGAAACGGAGGAUAUCCGAAACGAAAGAUUUCUUUUAUUUCCUCGGACCGAGUACACGUGCAUCCGUCGGGGUUUCGCGGUACCGUACCACUAAUCUGGCGUUGCGUCUACGACAUUCGAUUGUUCAAACCUUGGGGAGUAGGGGGCGGGAAAACGUUACAAAUCAUGAGUAAUGUAAUAAUAAUUUAUUAUAUACUGGAAUGUAAGAAACGCGUCAACUUUAUAUUAUCUACUUGUUGUUAUGUAUGUCCACCGUAAGAAGAGUGUUCUCCACGGAGACACUUUUUGGGGAGAUGGCUUUCGAGAUCAGAGAACCUUUUGGAUACCCGCAGACCUCUAUAUGUAACCGUGUUCCCUUAUCGUUGUCCGACUCUGUCUCUCUAUUGCCCUGAUUGUGUUCAGAAAGCUUUGGUGUUCGUCGUAGAAAAUAAGCGUCCGUCGAUUAGAGGGAAGAGGAGAUUGCACCGUGCGGCUCCUUUCUCUUGAAGCUUGGUUUCGCCCCUUGCCCCCCCCCCCCUCCUUCCCUUAAGUAAAGUCGCGCAAUAGUUGAAUGUAGUCGCGGCAACAAGGACGUGUACCCUUCGCGAAUUAGCUUUUUUACGGCUCGAGAAGUCACGCAUAUUGUAUACUUGUGUUUUCGUUAGUCAAAUCUCUGCGACGUCGCAAGCUCUCUCUCCCACUUCCCCUUUUAUCUCUAUUCGAAUAGCGGGGCGGAAUCAAGCUUCCGAAAAAGCACUCGAAAUUCUCUUUGACGAAGAAAAAAGAUAAAAAAAAGUAACAAAUUUGUCUGUUGUUUGUGCCGUUUUCGUACCGGAUCGGGUGAACCACCGGAAGUGAAGUCGAAUGCGGAAUCGUUCCGCGUGUAAUUCUGUACGUACGACACGUGUUUACAAAAUGCAUUAGAGGAAAAGGAAAGAAACGUUCAACCGCGAGAAAAUGAAAAUCGUACAGCGUGGAUCUUCUUGUUAAGGUUUACGGGAACUUUUUUUGUAUACUAUCCUGUUUGAGCGAGAGGACCGAUCGAAGAAUUUUUAUUUGUGACCGAAAAAACGAUGUAUAAACAAAAAGAGGAAGAAACGAAAUCCGAACGCGAAGAAAACACACCGUGGGCGAA
Messenger RNA from Dufourea novaeangliae, 4695 nucleotides. Its product is annotated as elongation of very long chain fatty acids protein AAEL008004. Gene Ontology annotation, cellular component: endoplasmic reticulum membrane. Gene Ontology annotation, molecular function: fatty acid elongase activity. The transcript has 6 exons. Gene Ontology annotation, biological process: sphingolipid biosynthetic process; very long-chain fatty acid biosynthetic process; fatty acid elongation, polyunsaturated fatty acid. Bases 1407 to 2399 code for a protein of 330 amino acids. The record is from RefSeq and is a predicted model, not a curated record. NCBI's taxonomy places the organism in Eukaryota, Metazoa, Arthropoda, Insecta, Hymenoptera, Halictidae.